Messenger RNA from Hepatospora eriocheir, 2454 nucleotides. NCBI's taxonomy places the organism in Eukaryota, Fungi, Microsporidia, Hepatosporidae. The record is from the annotation of a GenBank genome assembly.
AUGCAAGUAGAGAAUAAUCUGGAAAAGAAAGAAAUGGACAUAGAAAAGAAAGGAUAUAAUUUAAACAGUUUAAGUUUAGAAGACAUAGAUCCUAAUCUGUUAAUUGAUAUCACUGAAACCAUGGUUAAAGAUUUUAAUUUAAAUUCUUUACCUCAAAUUUAUCAGAAUAAAACUAAACCUUCCGAGUUUAAGAGGAUAGCAAAUUUAGCUAAAGGUGGAUUUGGUGAGGUUUAUAUUGUUGAGAAAAACGGUGAAUAUUUUGCUAUGAAAAUGAUGGCUAAGGAACAAAUUCAAAGAAACUUAUAUAAAACAUUCUUUAUGAAUGAAAGAAAUUUACUAUUAAAAGGUGAUAAUGUCUGGUCUGUCAGAGCCCUUCAGUGUAUACAAGAUGAUAUCUACAUAUAUUUUAUUAUGGAUUUUAUACCAGGUGGUGAUUUAAUGAAUUUGUUUAUUGGAAAAAACUCAACAUCUGAAGAAGAAGUUAGAUUUUACGCAGCUGAAGCAGCUUAUGCUAUUCAUAAAAUCCAUGAAUAUGGUUAUAUUCAUAGAGAUAUUAAACCUGAUAAUAUAUUUAUCAAGGAAGAUGGUCAUUUGAUUUUAGGAGAUUUUGGUAGCUCAGCUCUCAUGGUUGAUGGUAAGAUAAAAUCUAGACACCCUAUAGGCACACCUGAUUAUGUAUGUAAAGAUGUUUUGGAUAUAGAUUCUAAUGAUGGAUAUGAUGAGACGGUUGACUUUUGGGGGUUGGGUGUGGUACUUUAUGAAUUAAUAAUGGGAGAUGUUCCAUUUAGUUCAUUAAGCCUUAAAGAAACUUAUAAUAAAAUUACCACACUUGAUUAUAAAAAAAUUCAAGACAUACCUGAUGAUCUAUCUGACUUAAUUAAUCAUUUAAUUACAGAUAGAGCAAAUAGACUUGAUUGGAAGGGUAUAAAAACACACCCAUUUUUUAAAUCAAUUGAUUGGGAUAAUCUUUUAGCAAUGAAACCACCAUUUAUUCCAAAAAUAAAGUCUGCCAAUGAUAAUAGUAACUUUAACAGUUCUAGUGAUUUUAAAUCAGAAAUAUUUAAAACAAAAUGUGGAUAUAAAGAUUAUAUAGGAUUUACAUACGAUCCAGAUGCAGUUAAAAGAUUGAAUCCUGUAAAAUCAGGUGAUAAUUUAAAUGAAAUGUUGAGUCUUAAAAUGUUAGAAAUAGAAGAUCUGAAUUUUACUAUUAGUGAGCUUCAAAAUGAAAAAAGUAGUAAGGUAGAUGAAGUAAAACAAAUAUCUAAAAAUCUAUUAAAUAUAUCUACUGAAUUGAUUACAAAGAGGGAUGAGUUGCAUAGUUUAAAUGGAAUCAUGCUUAAUAAAACAAAAGAAAUUAAACAAUUAGAUGCUGAUAUAUCAAGAAAAACAAGUUUACUUAAAUCGGAAAAUAAAAGUGAUUUAGUAUUAAUAGACUCAAUAAGAAAAUUAAAUAAUACAAUUAAUACACUUGAUUAUGCUAACACAAUUAAUGAUAUAAAGACUAAGGCUUAUUCACUCUAUAAAGAAAAUGAACGACUUAAAAAUCAAAUAGACAUAUUAAAUAUUAAUGUUUCACAAACUAAUGAGGAUGAACUCAAGAAUCAAAUAAGAAUUUAUAAAGCUGAUUUGAAAACCUAUGAACAAAGAAUUGAAGAUGAAAUUGAUAUGAGAAGAAAAUUAGAAAUUGACAUUAAGUUACUUAAAGAAUCACUUAAUAAAGAGAAUAAUAAAAUUAAUAGGACUUGGCAUGUUAUUGAUGGUAAAAAUGGGAAAGCUAUUAAAAUAGUUUUAGAAAAUUCAAUAUUUACAAUUGAAGAGAAAGAGUAUCUGAAUGGAAGAGUUUUUAUUAGAGAAUUGAAGAAUAAUGAAUAUCACUACUUUAGUGAGAGAAAAAGAAAUCUUGCAUUAGUUAUCCAUUUACUUGAAGAAACAAUUAUUAAUUCUGAUUCAAGUACAUUUUCAAGAAGAUCUAUUAAAUCUAUUGAAGAGGAGUAUAAGAAGGAAAAAGAGGUUUUUUUUGGACUCGAACAGCUGGCAGUGAUUGUACCUAAUGAAUCUGCAGGUGAAAUAUUUACACAAAUUAAAAAUUCAAAGAAAAAAAUUAAUUAUCUUAAAUCAGAAAUAUCAAGAGUAAUGAAACAGUCCAUGAAUGAAAACCAGCUGAUUAAUGAAAUUAGUGAAGAGAGUGAUAAUUUACAUGAAUACAAUAAUCAUAGAUUUAUUCAAAAGAUAGUAGGUAAGGGAACUUUAUGUGAGUGUUGUAAUGAUAUUAUAACUGGUGUCUUUUGUAAUGCUUAUUACUGUAAAGAGUGUCAUUAUACAGUUCAUGAUUAUUGUUACUUAUUAGUUGAUUAUUCCUGUGAAACUAAAAAAGCUAUUGAUAAAGGUAAAACUAUUGUGAUUGUCUGUAAAAGUUUAGAAGAGAAAGAAAGUCUUUUUAAAGCUGGUAAAUAA